This is a messenger RNA of Enterobius vermicularis (human pinworm), 387 nucleotides long. NCBI's taxonomy places the organism in Eukaryota, Metazoa, Nematoda, Chromadorea, Rhabditida, Oxyuridae. The record is from the annotation of a GenBank genome assembly.
AUGGGCGGCAGUGGAUCGAAAGGAAAGAAGCUCCCAAAAGAUGAUUUGGAUUUUUUGAUACAAAAUACGAAUUUUACAGCUGCACAAAUUGAAGAAUGGUACAAAGGCUUUAUAAAAGACUGUCCAAAAGGUCACUUAACAAAAGAACAGUUUGUUAAAGUUUAUAAAGAAUUCUUCCCAUCCGGAAGUGCUGAAGGUUUCUGCGAGCACGUGUUCCGAACGUUCGACACUGACAGAAGUGGUUUCAUCGAUUUUAAAGAAUUCCUCUUAACAAUCAAUGUCACAAGUUCCGGCUCAGCUAAAGAAAAGCUACAAUGGGCUUUCAAAAUGUACGACAUAAAUAACGAUGGCACUAUCGACGAAUUUGAGAUGAUCAAAAUUAUUGAG